This is a messenger RNA of Branchiostoma floridae (Florida lancelet), 632 nucleotides long. RefSeq lists its product as uncharacterized. NCBI's taxonomy places the organism in Eukaryota, Metazoa, Chordata, Leptocardii, Amphioxiformes, Branchiostomatidae. The record is from RefSeq and is a predicted model, not a curated record. Bases 78 to 632 code for a protein of 184 amino acids. The transcript has 3 exons.
UCGCAAGACUCGGAAAGAUCCACAGAGAAAACCGCAGUCGUGUUCCGGCGCUUUUCGUGAGCUGCAGGGUGUCCAAGAUGGCGGACAGUGAGAUGAAGCCCCUACAGGACCAAGUUGGUACUGUGAAUCAACAGUCGCUCGAGUCUCACAAUCCACCGCUUCCAGCCGUAGCUGUUGACAAACCGUUCAUGUGCGGAAUAUGUGGGUACAGCACUGAUGUCGUCGACAGCUUGGUCAAACAUGUGAACACUCAUCGCACUGUUGCAAACAGUGGCCCAAGUCAGAACAAGAUGGCAACCAACAGUGGGGCCAACAAAGACAACAUGUUCACCAACAGUGAGCCCAGGCAGGACAAGAUGGCCACCAACAGUGAGCCCAGUCAGAACAAGAUGGCCACUAACAGUGAGCCCAGUCAGGACAAGAUGGCUGCAAACAGUGAACCCAGUCAGAACAAGAUGGCCACCAACAGUGAUUCCAGUCAGGACAAGAUGGCCACCAACAGUGGGCGCAGUCAGAACAAGAUUACCCCUGUCAGUGAGCCCAGUCAGAACAAGAUGACCACCAACACCAAGUCAGGACAAGAUGGGCGCAGACAGUGUGCCCAGUCAGGACAAGAUGGCCACAAACAGUGA